Molecule: messenger RNA, 1557 nt
Organism: Syngnathus acus (greater pipefish)
Lineage: Eukaryota; Metazoa; Chordata; Actinopteri; Syngnathiformes; Syngnathidae
Gene: cdk10
Product: cyclin-dependent kinase 10
Exons: 14
Coding region: 147-1226 (359 amino acids)
Biological process (GO): regulation of mitotic cell cycle; protein phosphorylation
Cellular component (GO): nucleus
Molecular function (GO): cyclin-dependent protein serine/threonine kinase activity; ATP binding
Source: RefSeq, a predicted model, not a curated record
CAAAAUGGCCGACCUUCUGCACAUGCGCGUUCAGAUCGCGCGUGGGUCACGGAUCGUGUCUUCAAAGACCUGAUAAAGGACUCGUUUCUGCCAUUAAUGUGAGGUGAUUCCCUGUAACAUCGCGCAGGUCUAUCUGUUAUUUACCAAUGGACGUCGCAGGAGAGGAACAACUGGAACUGAUAAGACUCAAAUCGAUGAAGAAAAAAGUUUUCAUCGUGCCCAAAAUUGAUAGAUUUGGAAAGUGCAGAAGUGUCCGGGGCUUUGAAAAGCUCAACCGAAUAGGGGAAGGAACCUAUGGCAUCGUUUACCGUGCUCGUGACACCAAAUCUGAUGAAAUUGUCGCACUGAAGAAAGUUCGAAUGGAUAAAGAAAAAGAUGGGAUUCCAAUCAGCAGCCUCAGAGAGAUUACCCUAUUGCUGCGGCUCCGACAUCCCAACAUAGUGGAGCUGAAGGAGGUUGUUGUUGGCGGCCACCUUGAAAGUCUGUUUCUGGUGAUGAGCUACUGUGAGCAAGACUUGGCCAGUCUGCUGGAGAACAUUCAGACUCCGUUCUCUGAAGCCCAGGUGAAAUGUAUCAUACUGCAAUUGUUGAGAGGGUUGUGCUAUCUCCAUCACAAUUUCAUCAUUCACAGGGACCUAAAAGUGUCUAAUCUGCUGAUGACAGACAAAGGCUGUGUUAAAAUAGCUGAUUUCGGGUUAGCUCGCAGGUAUGGUGUCCCCCAGCAACCCAUGACGCCCAGGGUGGUUACACUGUGGUAUAGAGCUCCAGAACUCCUCCUCGGAAGCAAAACCCAGACUACAGCUCUUGAUAUGUGGGCUGUAGGUUGUAUCCUGGCUGAGCUGCUGGCACACAAACCUCUUCUGCCUGGAACAUCAGAAAUCCAGCAGCUCGAUCUCAUAGUUCAGUUAUUGGGGACGCCAAACGAAAACAUCUGGCCGGGAUUUUCUAAUCUGCCUCUUAUUGGGCAGUACAGUCUGAGGAAGCAGCCCUAUAAUAAUCUAAAGAAUAAAUUCACUUGGUUGUCUGAAGCUGGACACAGGCUGCUCAAUCUGCUCUUCAUGUACAAUCCACAGCGCAGAGCUAUUGCCAAAGAUUGUUUGGAGAGUUCCUACUUUAAGGAGAAACCGCUACCUUGUGAGCCUGACCUGAUGCCGACCUUCCCUCACCAUCGAAACAGACGUGCUGCUUAUCAGCCAGAGAGCCACUCAAAACGCAGCAAAGUGUAACCAAGAUUAAGACCUGAAACAGACAGCAUGCAACUUUUAUUCAACACGCAAAUGGAGUGAUUUGCUUACAUUGCCUAGAAUAUUAAACUCACUGAAGAGUUUUGCAUUCAAUCAAUAAAAAUGCUUACUGCCAACUACGCACUGUACUGUACUGUACUGGACUGUACUGUAGUAUAUGCUACUCUGCUCUAUGCUGGUGGCUUGGAACAGUGAAAGAAAAUGAAUGGAGAUAAACAAUAAAAUAAACUAGAGCCGCGAGCAGCUAUAAAGGGCCCUUGCAGCUCUUUGGGGCUUGUUGGCAUACCAGUAAUUGAAAAAAAAAAAAGUAAAA